CUAAAACUGCUGAUACAGUGAGCUAUAAUAAACCUGUUCUUGUUUAAGUUGAACAAAAGCCAGGAUGGAUGUUCAAACAUGGCAUUUGAGAGCUUCAAAGCUGGCUAUAGCCCUGGCAAUUAUUCGCUCCAAGCCAGCAGACAAAAGCAGUAGAGAAUACACAGAGCACCUCGCAACACUGGUGUCUGAGCAGGAUUCAAACUGCAGAUCAAAAGUUGAAGCCUUGGAAGCUGAAGUUCUGCAACUGCGUCAAGAAGUUUUUCUGAGCAAGAUUUGUUCAAGAUUGUUUAAGAGUGGAAACCUGACUUCCCAGGAACAUAAAAGCUCUGAAAAUACAUUAACACUGAUGGAAGAUUCUGGGUAUGAUUUAUCAAGUGAGGGGGAAACAGAACUUUCAGAGUUAUCCCAGCGCUUUGUGGAGAACCACAGUGCCCCACCCUUUCCACCACUGCCUCUUGUGAAAAAAGCCCAGGCUACUCCAGAAAGUCCUCUGUCUUCUCACAUGAAAUUCUUGCAACAUCUGCUUUCACUAAAGAAUUUGACUGAAUCAGGUAGUCUGGUGUUGACAGACAUAACCUAUUCAGAAAAGGACUCUUCCACUGUCUCUGAUUCUGUUUCUCGGAUGCUUGACGGCCUGAUCACAUUUUACCGUGACCCCAAACUUCCUUUUUCAAAGUUUUGGACAGAAGCUGUUGAUACUUUAGCAAGACUGAUCAAUGAUUGUAACUUCUCUAACCAUAUUUUGAAAACAUGUUCUAAGAAGUUGGAAGAAUUUGAAAAUACCCUACUACAGGUUCUUAUAGGGAGAAGCCAUAUAAACCGGUUUCAGGAGCAGCAUUAUGUUUCUCAUACUCUGGUAACCCUAGGAAGUUGCAGCUUGUUGAGAAAGUCUGUUAUAUCUCUGCUUCUAUCAGAAAUAAACUGCUUUGUUGAUGAUCUGAGAGCCAUCGAUCAGGUACAAGCAAGUUAUGAUGUGACACGCUAUGAAAAUGUUUUCUCCUUAUUGUGGGUUUUGGAACAGCUUCUUCAAAAGGAAAACAGAGAAGAGUGCACUUCAAGUACAGGGCAUGGUGACCAAGAAAUCAAGAAAUACCUCCAGAAGCACGAGGAAGCUAUCUUUCAGCUUUCUGAUACAUUUCCAUUACUUACUUUUUAUUUAUGGAGACUGGGCAUUCUCUUAAGCUCAGCAGAGACAGAAACUGUUGAUAAUGCCUCACUUUCUUAGAAUUUCACCAAAUAUUAGAAGAUCUCAUACUUAAUUUUUUUCAAGAAUAUUUUUAAGUGAGCUUUGUUAAAUUGAUCUCUAAUUAUAAUCAUUAAUUCAAUUUACUGGUUAGUCUGAAAUUGUAUAAGGAGCUUUAUGGGCAUUUUUCUAUAUAAAAGUCAGUCAGUUUCAGCUGAGGAGGCCCUUCUUAUUCCUAUGUAAUUGUACAAUGCAAAAUGUGAUUCAGCAUAGUGAAGAUCUAUUCAUUAUAGCACGCAUUCCAAUUGUGAGAGAUAUCCGUGUAAUCGAUGAUAAAUGGUAACAAAGAUUUUAAAGUUUUAUCAACACAAAGUGUUGGUUAUAAAGGCAGGUUUUAAAACAUUUUCUUACAUAGCUGCACCUAGAUCAUAUUCACACUAGGGCAUAUUAGACAGAAGGGAAAAAGUUUUUAAUAUUUGGAAACCUAAUGGGUUUAGUUUUAUAUAAUCAAUAUACUUGCCAAGACUUUCUUUUAAGUGUUCAAUGUUUGUUUUUCAACAGUGAUUUAGGAGCUCCAAUGGCACGAUACAUUAGCACGCAGUACUUACACAACAGAGAUUUGCUCUGCUUCCAGUGAUUGAAUAUGUUAUAAUAUCCCUCAAAAGGUAGUACAAUUAAAUCAUUAGGAAUACUUUUAUAAAGUUAUAACACUGUCUGGAAAUUCAUUUAUUACUCAUUAAAAAUAUUGGUUAUUCUGCCUGGUAAGCACAAAGUCCUGAGUUCAAUUCCCCAUACCAAAAAAAAAAUAUGUUGGUUAUUUCCAUUUACACAGUUUCAUUGUCUUAAUCUUGAUUGUUAAAACUAUAGUAAACUUAAUGAGCACAAUUUUUUAGUUUCCACUGGUGUAGUUUAAGGUAUACCAAAUGUAAAUUUGCCUUAUUAACCAAGUAUGUUAUUGUUUUAUAAAUUAAUUAUCAUCCUUUAAUGCCAUGAUAAUGGAAAAAGUAAACCUUACUGAUUUCUUCUACAAUAUAUAUAAAAUUAAAUCAUCUGUUACAGUUACCUUUGGAUUUAUUUCUUGCUUUCUUAAAAAGAUAUGGCCUUGGGUUGCGUACAUAGCUCAGUAGUAGAACACAUACUUAGCAUUCACCCACAAAAGAAAAGUAAACAUUUUCUUUUGUCAUCUGAAAGUCAGUGUAUGUCAGUCAGCUAGUGCUAUGUAACCAAUAACCACCAAAUCUCAGGGGUGUAGAAUAAUAAACCUUUCUGUAUACAUCCAUGUCACUUGAGGAUUAGCUGACUUGAGCAAUGUCCCACUGUUGCACCUUAAGCAUAGUACAUCAAGCAAUGAAGCCCAAAAAAGGUGCAGGAGACAGUCCACAUGCACAGGGAGCCCUGCUGCAAAGUUGCAUGUCCAAGGCCAGGGCUAGAGAGGGACACUGGAAGCCAGUAAGUUCUUCUGCCACAAAUAUGUGCUGAACAAAAGAAAGGUGUCAUGCAUCUUCGAUUAGGAAGGCAUUUUCUGUUGAUUCCUGUGAUCACCUCUCAAGCUUCUACAGAUUGCUUCCAUUGAUGACAGUACAGAAGAUGUGCUCAUAAGUGUUCUGUCCUCUCUCUUCCCUGAUGAGGAAAUGAGAGUGUCAAAUAUAUGUUCACAAGCAUCACAAAGACCCUUUAUCCACAGCAGCCAGCAGAAUAAUGAGCAGAUGCAGAGUUUUUGUCACUAGAAUAAAUUUCUUAAUUCCAGUGGUAUAGAAAGUCUGAAACUUAGGCCAAGAAAGUUAUUUAUUGUGGAAGAUGAGAUAAUUUUGAGAUAAUUGUAAGAAUACAAUUUUAUUUUGAGAUAAUUAUAAGAGUACAAAUGGAAUAACAAUUAGUUUCUAUUUGGUUUUCUUUUUAUGUAAAAACUUAACUUUAAUCAAGUGUGAUCCCUUCCAUAUUUUGUUUCAGUCCCUGUCAGAAUUAACUGCAGGAAAUUUAGUAAUUGAGGUCUGAAUCUGUUAGUGAAAAAGACAAAAUGAAACAUGUAUCUGUGUGGUUCAA
This is a messenger RNA of Chinchilla lanigera (long-tailed chinchilla), 3226 nucleotides long. RefSeq names its product meiotic double-stranded break formation protein 4 (gene Mei4). The coding region runs from base 65 to 1225 and encodes 386 amino acids. Lineage: Eukaryota; Metazoa; Chordata; Mammalia; Rodentia; Chinchillidae. Gene Ontology annotation, biological process: meiotic DNA double-strand break formation; spermatogenesis; DNA recombination. The record is from RefSeq and is a predicted model, not a curated record. Gene Ontology annotation, cellular component: lateral element. The transcript has 5 exons.